AUGGAUAGCUAUGUAUUGUUUGGGGAGUUACAAGUUGGCACCCCGAGGGUGUGCAUCUUUCAGAGAAUUGCAAUGCCUCCUAGAAUGAAUGUUGAAAAUCAGGGUGGCCAGGCAGGCAAUGUUCCCACCAAUGCCGAAUUAGCCCAAACUAUGCAGCAGCUGGCCCAGUUAACACAGGCUUUGCUCCAAAACAACCAGGGAAAUGGAAAUGAUAUGGUUAAAAUUGUAGCAGAACGAAACCCUCCUACCUUCUUGGGGCAAGAAGACCCUCUUGUGUUAGAAGAUUGGGUGCGGGCAUUCGAUAAGCUAUACGAUGCCGUCAACUGCCCAGCAGACCGACGAGUAGACAUAGCAGUUUAUUAUCUGCAGCAGCAGGCAGAUCUAUGGUGGGCUGCUGUUGGUCCAGCACUACAACAACGACCUGAUUUUGGUUGGGAAGCAUUCAAAGACGCUAUGAGAGAGAAGUUUUACCCUGAGCACAUUAGGGUGGCAAAGUACGAUGAGUUUCUGCACCUGCGACAGGGAAAUAAAACAGUUCAGGAGUAUUACUUAGAGUUUAUCAAUUUAGCCAGAUUUGCCCCCACCUUAGUUCCCGAUGAGCCUGGCAAGGCAAGCAAGUUCAUACGGGGACUCAACUUCGAGACUCAAAAGGGGUUGAGCAUGUUCAAUUGUCAGACAUUGGAGGAUGCAUAUAAUAUGGCAGCCCGCCAUUGUCGAGUCCAGCAGAUCCAGAGGGAGAUCAAUGGGAAUAACAAAAGAAGAAAUGAAGAGAAUCAUCAACAGGGGGAGAAGAAGCCCAAGUUUUCCCACUCAGGAUAG
Molecule: messenger RNA, 819 nt
Organism: Ipomoea triloba (trilobed morning glory)
Lineage: Eukaryota; Viridiplantae; Streptophyta; Magnoliopsida; Solanales; Convolvulaceae
Exons: 2
Coding region: 1-819 (272 amino acids)
Source: RefSeq, a predicted model, not a curated record